Molecule: messenger RNA, 4053 nt
Organism: Arachis duranensis
Lineage: Eukaryota; Viridiplantae; Streptophyta; Magnoliopsida; Fabales; Fabaceae
Product: probable disease resistance protein At4g27220
Exons: 5
Coding region: 79-4053 (1324 amino acids)
Molecular function (GO): ATP hydrolysis activity; ADP binding
Source: RefSeq, a predicted model, not a curated record
AAAAUGUAGAACUGCAGUUGAUUGCUGAUGAUAUUUAAGGAGUAAGAAUGGAGAUAUAUUUUUAGAAAAUCCAGAAGAAUGGCGGACCUACCGUUUAAACCGGUAGAGAAAGUUAUUGACAUAGUAUUGGAAGCGAGUAUUCGGCAACUUGAUUAUAUAAUCAAUUACAAAGACCAUGAACAGGGUUUAAAACAACACAUUGCGACUCUUGAAAGUAAUAAGAAAACGGUGGAUGAGCGAGUUCCAGUUGCAAAAGACAAUGCAGAAGAAAUCACGCCAGCCGCUCAAGAUUGGCUCAAGAGGGUGGAGAGAAAGAUGGAAGAAAGUAAGGAGUUUCACGAUGACAAAAUGCUGGAUUCCAAGACAAGUUGCUUUAGCGGGGGGUGCUCUUUCUUGUGGAACAGGCGUCAACUUGGCAGAAAAGCAAAGAAGAUAUUGGCACCCACAAUCAAGCAGCUAAAUCAGGAAACACCCGACAUUCUUGCAAAUAUUUCACAUCCACCAGCUCCAACGUUUGCGGAUAGCAAUCCACUUGAUGGUGACUAUCUUGAAUUCGAAUCAAGGAAGGGUAUAAUUGAGAAAAUCCUGGAGCAACUAAAAGAUCCCACGGUGAGAAUGGUUGGACUGCAUGGGCCUAGUGGUGUGGGCAAGACCUCUCUCGUCAAACAAAUUGCAAAGCAGGCUGGCGACAGCAAAUUGUUUGAUAAGGUGGUCAUGGCAAUCGUGAAGAAAGAUCCAGACCUUCUAAAGGUUCAGCAAGAUAUCGCUGACGGUUUAAGAUUAACUUUUGGAAAUAUAGGUGAGAAUGGGAGAGCAACACUUCUGAGGAAGAGGCUGAAACAGGAGAAUACCUUUGUGAUCUUAGAUGACCUUUGGGAUGAACUGGACUUGAAUAAGAUUGGGAUUCCAUUUCAUGAUGACGAUGUCGUUUCAAGCCACGUGCCUAGCAGCAAAAAGGAAGAGAAAGAGCAAACGGCAAGUGAAAAUUCUCCUGGCAGUUCUGGCACCAGCAAGCGGGGAUGCAAAAUUUUGGUCACCUCAAGAUAUAAAGAAGUGUUGCUCGGAUACUCUGACAUUGUCAAGAAGGUGGUUGAAAUGUCAAAUGAAAUUCCCAAGUUCAAGCCAGAAACCCUUCAUAAUUAUUGUGCUGGGUUACCAAUGGCAGUUAUUAUAGUUGGAAGGUGGUUAAUGAAGAAGAACAAGCUAGAGUGGGAAGGCGAACUAGAAAGACUCAAAAACCAACAAGGAUCAAAUGAGGUGCACAGGUACAUGGAGAGUUCUGUGAAGAUGGGUUAUGAUCAUCUAGAAAGCGAGGAGCUCAAGUCCAUUUUCCUAGUGUGUGCUCAAAUGUAUCAUCAGUCAUUAAUUGUUGACUUGGUGAAGUACUGUUAUGGUUUGGGCAUACUUAAUGAUGUCCAUACACUGACGGGUGCCCGCCAGAGCAUAUCCAAGUCAAUCCAGAUACUAAAAGAUUCAGGCUUGUUGGAUAGUACUUCCAACGAUAAUUUCAAUAUGCAUGAUAUAGUUCGAGAUGCUGCUCUAUCUAUAGCAUGCAAGAAUCAGAAUGUAUUUACCUUGAGAAAUAAAACACUGGAUGUCUGGCCUCACAAGGAACAACUUGAGAGGUACUCUGCAAUUUAUCUACACAAGUGCCAUAUUGUGGAUGGGCUCCCAGAACGUGUUAACUGUCCUCGUCUUACAUUCUUUUAUAUUGACUGUGAUGGUUCAACUUUGAAAAUACCUGAUACCUUUUUUGAAGGAAUGGAAGAACUCAGAAUUUUAGUAUUGUCCGGAAUUCAUUUGCAGAGUCUGCCGUCUUCAAUCAAAUGCUUACCAAACCUCAGAAUGCUUUGCUUGGAGAAAUGCACUCUAGGUGACUUAUCCAUUUUAAAUCAUUUGAGAAAGUUGAGGAUUCUUAGCCUUUCAGGAUCUAGAAUUGAAUAUUGGCCAACAGAUUUGGAUGGCUUAAGCAAGUUACAGUUUCUAGAUAUUAGCAAUUGUUUUAUAAGCAGCUCCACUAGGUCUCUAUCUUUAUCGAGCUUCCCUAAUUUGGAAGAAUUAUAUAUAGAAAAUAGCUUGAAUAAAAUGGAGGUGGAAGGACAGAUAAAUCACAGUCAAAUUUCAGCUCUUUCUGAGUUGAAACAUCUGCAUCAGUUGAAUACUUUAGAUGUCUACAUUCCUAGUGCUGAACUUUUGCCGGCAGACUUGUUCUUUCACGAGUUGAAUGAUUACAAGAUUGUGAUUGGAGACUUUGAGACAAUUUCAAUCGGAGAUUUCAAGAUGCCCAAAAAGUAUGAAGCUUCAAGAUCUUUGGCCCUGCAGCUAGAACCUAGCAUGGAUAUUCACUCCCUCAAAGGAGUCAAAUUGCUAUUCAAAGGAGUGGUGAAUUUCCUUUUGGGAGAGCUACAUGGGGUUCAAAAUGUAUUUUAUGAGCUGAAUCUGAAUGGAUUUCCAGAUCUGAAACACUUUUCCAUCGUAAAUAACAAUGACAUUGAAUACAUUGUGAAUUCAAUGGAGUUGUCACAACCUCAUGAUGCUUUUCCCAGUUUAGAGUUCCUCAGCCUGUUCAACCUAAAGAACAUAAAGAAGAUAUGUUGCAGUCCUAUUACAAAUUCCUCAUUCUCUAGACUAAAGAUAAUCAAAUUGAAGAUGUGCCCCCAAUUGAAGAGCAUAUUCUUCUUUUACAUUGUUGAAUUUCUUACUAGUCUAGAAACAAUUGAUGUCUCUGAAUGUGAUUCUCUACAAGCAGUUAUUAGUAAAGAAGAAGGAUCCAACAAGGUUGUGCUUCAUAAGUUAUGCUCUUUGACAUUACAGAAAUUACCAUCCUUUGUCAGUUUUUACAACAAUUCAGACAGGCCUUUGGAACCGGAAUCUAUGGAAAAGCAAGCAAGAAUCAUUGACGACAUAGGAAUUGUCCCAGCAGAGGAUGAGCAGAGUUCCACAACUUCCUUUUCUCUUUUUGAUGAAAAUGUAGAAAUUCCAAAGUUAGAGAGCUUGAAGUUGUUCUCAAUCAAGAUCCACAGCAUAUGGAGCGAUCGAAUUUCAAAUGAUUGGUUUCAGAACUUGAUAAAAUUAACGUUGGAAAACUGUAACUUGACAUAUUUAUGCUCAUUGUCUAUGGCUCGCAGUCUCAAUAAGCUAAAAAGCAUCUCCAUAAUUAAGUGUUCACUAAUGGAGAAGUUAUUCAUCAGCGAAGAAAAUAACAAUGAGUAUUCGAAGGAUUGUAUCUUUCCUAAAUUGGAGGAAAUCCAAUUGAGUGGAAUGGAGAUGUUAAAAGAAAUAUGGCCAUGUGAAGAUGAAGUAAGGGCAGAUUCAUUUUCUAGUCUCAUUUCUGUUGAUAUUAGCCAAUGCAAUAAGAUUGACAAGAUUUUUCCUAGUCACAUGAAAUGUUGUUAUUUGAGUUUGAAAACCUUAAAGGUUUCUUCAUGUGAGUGGGUGGAAUUCAUUUUCAAAAGUAGACUUCCUUCGCAACAAAGUGGCACAAAUAAAUCUGCAUUAUUAGAGGUUAUUGAUUUGCAUGAUCUCCCUUAUCUAAAGCAAGUAUGGAGUGAAGAUCCAAAAGGAGUGGUUAACUUCACAAAUCUGCAGAGCAUAAAGAUUUCUUUUUGUAAUACAUUGAGCUAUGUGUUGCCAGCUUCUAUUGCCAAGGAUCUUGGAAAACUAGAAAGCUUUUCGAUAUACUCAUGUCGUAAUUUGGAGGAAAUCAUUGCGUGCGAUGGAGGAUCAGAAACAAGCAAUGAACCACCAUUGAUGUUUCCUGAAGUAGUCUCCAUGUCAUUUAGGAAGUUACCAAGCAUCCGAUGUUUGUACAAAGGGAGACAUAUUGUAGAGUGUCCAAAAUUGAAGCAACUGACAAUGAUUGAGUGUCCAAAUCUGAAAAUAUGCAAAACAGAAAGUGCCAAUGAAGAAGAAGGAGCAUCCUUAUCGGCUGAAAAGGUAAAAGUGCUUACCAAAACCUUUAACAUUAUUGUAUUCUAUAGUCUAUAUCCACCACAUCAUGGUCAUGACCUCAUAGACAUCAAGCAUAAAUUGAUGGAGAAAUUAUUACUAUAA